Messenger RNA from Spirodela intermedia, 1704 nucleotides. The record is from the annotation of a GenBank genome assembly. Lineage: Eukaryota; Viridiplantae; Streptophyta; Magnoliopsida; Alismatales; Araceae.
AUGGGUCACGCCUGUCUCGAUGCCCUGCGGCGCCCUCUUCCCUGCGGACCUGCUCAUUGCCGCAGGACCGGCCGGCGUCCUCUCGUGAGACCGCAUGCCUUCCGCCUCGACUCUCCGGAGAAGCCCGAAGCCAAGAGGAACCACGAGCACGCCCACGCCGCCCGCCGAGAAGACGAUGUGAACCUGUCUUCUUCUCUGCACCACCAGGGAGAGGGGCGGCUGCUGGGCCAGAGGAGGGGCGGCGGCCACGGCAGCGUCGAGAAGUCUCGGCGGCCGUGGAAUUCCAACCCCGGGGGGUCGUCCUCCGAUGGGUCCUUUGUGGAGAACGACGAGGCCUCCAACAACGAGGCGCUGCGCAGCUUCUGCGGGAAUGGCAAGGUGUUCGAGGCCGCCAAUCUGGUGGACGUCAUGGCUCGGCUGGGCCAGCUCCCCGACUUCCCCUGCUGCGUGAACCUUAUCCGAGGCCUAGCCAAUGUCAACCUGACGGACAAGGCGGCGAGGAUCCUCAAGGUCAUGGUCAUGUCCGGGGGGGUCCCCGACAUCAUCACCUACAACAAGCUGAUCGGCAGCCUCUGCCGCAACGGGCGGCUGUCCCUCGCGGUGGGGCUGCUCGACGAGAUGGCCCUCAGCGGCUGCCCUCCCGACGUCAUCACCUACAACACCAUCCUCCGGGUCAUGUUCGAGCUGGGCAGGGGCGCCGAGGCUGUCCGCUUCUGGAAGGACCAGCUCAGGCGAGGCUGCCCCGCGUAUCUCAUCCCCUACACCAUCCUCGUGGAGCUCACCUGCAAGAGCUGCGGGGCCGACCGGGCCCUGGAGGUCAUCGACGCCAUGGCCCUCGAGGGCUGCUACCCCGACAUCGUCACCUACAACUCCCUCAUCAAUGUCGUUUGCAAGGGGGGCAGAUCGGAGGACGCGGAGAGAGUAAUCGGAGACCUACUGUCCCGCGGCCUGGAGCCCAAUGCCGUCACCUACAACACCCUGCUCCACUCCUUCUGCGGCAGCGGGAGGUGGGCGGAGGCCGACGAGAUCAUCUCGAUCAUGAACGCCUCCUCCUCCCCUCCCACCGUCGUCACCUACAACAUCCUGAUCAACAGCCUCUGCAAGUUUCAGCUCUUGGACCGAGCCAUCGAUUUCUUGUGCCAGAUGGUGCGCGACAACUGCUCGCCGGACAUCGUCACCUACAACACCGUCUUGGGAACCAUGUGCAAGAAGGGCCUGCUCGCCGAGGCGGUGGAGAUCCUGCAGUUCAUGAGGAGCCGCGGCUUCCCGGUCGUCCUGAUCACAUAUAACAUCGUGAUCGACGCGCUGGCGAAGAUCGGUGACGUCGACGGGGCGACCGCUCUGUUCGACGAGAUGGUGCGGGACGGCAUAUCUCCGGACGACAUCACCUACGGUUCGCUGGUGGCCGGCUUCUGCCGGAACGGCAUGGUCGAGGAGGCUGCGAGGAUGCUGCGGGUGAUGUCCGAAACUGGCUGCAGGAUCAGGGCCACCACCUUCACUCUGGUGAUCGAGGGCCUGUGCGGGGCCGGGAAGGUGGACCUCGCUAUAGAGGUCUUGAGCAUGAUGACCACAGGCGGAUGCCGGCCGAACGCCGCCGUCUACGCAUCCCUCAUCGAAGGCAUAGCCGCCUCGGGCAUGAUGGACGAAGCCGCGAGGCUGCGCAGAAGGCUGGUCGACUACAAGAUCCUCAGGGAGGAACCGUGA